Messenger RNA from Seriola dumerili (greater amberjack), 827 nucleotides. Its product is annotated as E3 ubiquitin-protein ligase RNF182-like. Gene Ontology annotation, biological process: protein ubiquitination. Gene Ontology annotation, molecular function: ubiquitin protein ligase activity. The record is from RefSeq and is a predicted model, not a curated record. The transcript has a single exon. NCBI's taxonomy places the organism in Eukaryota, Metazoa, Chordata, Actinopteri, Carangiformes, Carangidae. Bases 186 to 827 code for a protein of 213 amino acids.
GAAGCAGGACGGAUACCGGGACUCAGCUACCGGGGCUGACUCAUACCUGCAGAGAAAGAGAGAUAGAUUUCGCUCACUUUAAAAUGUUUUGUUGUCAUCCGGAAAUAUUCAUCAGGAUGCCGUGGGAUUCUGGUCAUCAGUGCAAACGGACAGUAGAGAAAUAAAGCUGUUUUUGUAGACGGAACAUGGCGGAGGCGGUCAACGCUUCUCCGACUGACGGGAGCGACUCGUUUCCCAGCGAGGAAUACGAGUGCAAAAUAUGCUACAACUACUUCGACUUGGAUCAACACACUCCCAAGCUGCUGGCCUGUUCCCACACCUUCUGCCAGGAGUGUCUCGACGCUCUGCACUCCCGGGACGGCCGAAGAUGGAGAGUGAGUUGCCCUGUGUGUCGCCACCGAACUCCGGUGCCGGAAUAUCGGAUUCACAACCUCCCCGACAACACCGCAGUGACCGAAGCGCUGCCGCUCACAAAGCACGAGUGUGUGAAUUCAGUAAACACAGACGACCACACGGGUCCACCCGUCUCUUUAGCAACCUCCCAGGAGAGCAGCGACAGCUGUCAGACUUGCAAACAAGUUGCGUUUACGACAGGCUGUGUGUGCGCCAUCUUCUCUUUCCUGUCCAUGGUGGUGCUGUUAUUUCUGGGCCUCAUCUUUGUACAUAACUUCAAUAACCCUACGUCACCAGUCGGCCCUGUCUGCUUGUUUGCCGCCAGUGUCCUCGCCCUCUUCUCUCUCAUUCUCACUUGGUUAAUAUGCAUGUUGAAGUACCGACCUGAAACUGAAGCGAGCAACUUCAGUUCCCUCAACUCUAAUAUAAUGUGA